GCUAACUGGAGCAAUACCAGAUUGGAUGUUGACAAGUACUCUAAUUCGCAUUGAUAUAUCUUACAACAGUUUUAACGCACCCCAUGCACCAAGCGAUUGUUUUACAGGCUUUGCGAAUUUGGUAUCUAGUUAUUCAUCAACAGAUGACAAUUCGAUAAAAUCUUGUUUGAGGAGGAACAACCCUUGCUCUGGGAUACCAGAAAAUCACAACUUGUUUAUAAACUGUGGCGGCCGCAAGAUGAUCAUUGAUGGGAAUGAGUAUCAAGAUGACACUAUCAAUCAAGGAGCAUCAGAUUACCAUUCUUUUGAUGAAGAUAAAUGGGCAUUUAGUUCUACUGGUUACUUUAUGGAUGUCGAAGACCACCCAUACAUAGCGAAAAAUGUGUCUCCCAUAUCCAGCGCUUUCGAUUCUAAUCCUGAAUUGUACAUGACUGCUCGUCUCAGCCCUCUCUCGCUUACAUACUAUGGCCUCUGUCUUCGGAAUGGAAAUUAUACAGUGAACCUCCACUUUGCUGAGAUAAUAUUCAGUGAUAAUAAAGGAAGGCGCUUCUUUGAUGUGUUUAUUCAGGGCAAGAGUGUGUUGAGGGAUUUCAAUAUUGCAAAAGAAGCUAAUGGGACAGGUCGGGCAAUCAUCAAGACCUUCAGUGUCAUAGUAGAUAGCAACACUUUGGAGAUUCACUUGCAGUGGGCUGGGCAAGGGACCACUAACAAUCCUCCUCGGGAAGUGCAAGGAACACUAAUUUCAGCUAUUGCAGUUACACCCAACUUUAAUCUGGAUACCAAACCUAAGUUAUCUAAAGGGGCUAUUUUGGGCAUUGUGGCUGCUGGUUGUGCAGUGACUGUUUUGAUCUCGGUACUUGUCUUCUUUUUGUUGAGAAAAAAAGAUGCUGAAAACAAUGAACUUCGAGGCCUGGAGUUGCACACUUUAAUUUUCACCUUAAAACAAAUCAAAGAUGCAACCAGGAACUUUGAUCCUGCCAAUAAGUUAGGAGAAGGCGGUUUUGGACCGGUUUACAAGGGUGUACUGCCAGAUGGUUCUCAGAUUGCUGUGAAGCAACUUUCUUCAAAGUCUAGUCAAGGUAAUCGCGAAUUUGUAAAUGAGAUAGGAAUAAUAUCUGCUCUACAGCAUCCCAAUCUUGUCAAGCUUUAUGGCUGUUGCAUUGAGGGGAACCAGUUAUUGCUAAUCUAUGAAUUCAUGGAAAACAACAGCCUCGCAAAUGCUCUUUUUGGUCUUGGAAAAGACCGACUAAAAUUGGAUUGGCCAACAAGGCAUAGAAUUUGCUUGGGCAUAGCUCGAGGCUUGGCAUAUCUCCAUGAGGAAACAAGGUUGAAAAUUGUUCACAGAGACAUCAAGGCAACUAAUGUUCUGCUUGAUAAACAUCUCAAUGCAAAAAUAUCCGACUUUGGUCUGGCUAAACUUUCUGAUGAAGAUGUAACCCACAUAAGCACUCGGAUUGCUGGAACUAUAGGAUAUAUGGCACCUGAAUAUGCAAUGAGAGGUUACUUGACAGACAAAGCAGAUGUUUACAGCUUCGGAGUGGUCAUGUUAGAGACUGUCACUGGAUUGAGUAACACUAGCUACAGACCAAAAGAAGACUGCGUGUAUCUUCUUGAUUGGGCUUAUAUUCUACAAGAGCAGGGCAAGUUAAUUGAACUUGUUGACAAGAGUCUUGGUCCAAAUUACUCAGAGGAAGAGGCUGUGAUGAUGUUGAAUUUAGCUCUCACAUGCACCAAUUCUUCUCCAUCUCUCAGGCCUACAAUGGCGGCUGUAGUGAACAUCAUCGAAGGCAAGAAGCCUGUGUCGGUGUUAUCCAUGAUGGACACGGGCUCAAACAGUAAUCUCAGCACUUGGUUUGAGGCCUUUGAGAUACUCUCUGACAACAAUAGCCAGUUAGUGAGCUCAUCAACAUAUCAUGAGCCGUGGAUGGAGCCUUCAGUGAAUACAAAUGUUGAAGAGGAAGAAGACACGUGGAUUUCAUCAACAAGCAGGAUUAUUUCUGAUUAUUCGCAUUGAGCAUUAAUUGAUAGUUAAUUAUGAAUAUGACAGCCAUGACACUGGAUUAACCUAUUAGGCGUACUUGGACAAAUAAUACAUUUCUGAGUAAAAAU
Molecule: messenger RNA, 2109 nt
Organism: Dioscorea cayenensis subsp. rotundata (Guinea yam)
Lineage: Eukaryota; Viridiplantae; Streptophyta; Magnoliopsida; Dioscoreales; Dioscoreaceae
Product: probable LRR receptor-like serine/threonine-protein kinase At1g53430
Exons: 12
Coding region: 26-2014 (662 amino acids)
Biological process (GO): protein phosphorylation
Molecular function (GO): protein kinase activity; ATP binding
Source: RefSeq, a predicted model, not a curated record